AUGAGCGGUUGUACAAAUCAAUUCGCAAUUUUCAAAUCUUCAACAAUUAAGCUUGGUUAUCGAUUAACUGGCUUAUGGCCAUACAAUCCUAUUGGCAGUAUUCCUGCAGACGUCAGUACACCAACUACCACAUCCCGCUUUCGAAGGAUCGAAAAGAAGCUUGAUCAAUUGGAUUCCAAUUCGUCCGAAUUUCAAAGCACCCUCCAGAAGUUGAUGAAGGGUAGUCAAAUCCAGGCGCAUUUAGCGAGUGAACUCCGCCGAGAACUUAGCGCUACCACACACGCGCAAUCAAUUAGGGAGCCACGAAGACAUACAUCAGGGAAAAGCGUGAGGCUAUCUGGAAUCAUCUCAUCAGAAGAAGUCUACCAAAUGAAGCGUCAAGAGAAGAAGUUAGAUGAUUUAGAGGCGUUGCAUCGAUUGCGACCGCAGUGGAAGAAGGUAAUGAAAGAGCUAAAAAAGCGGUGUAUCCAGCGGGGACGGCGGUUACGCAGGUAG
Messenger RNA from Penicillium bovifimosum, 495 nucleotides. RefSeq lists its product as uncharacterized. The coding region runs from base 1 to 495 and encodes 164 amino acids. The record is from RefSeq and is a predicted model, not a curated record. Lineage: Eukaryota; Fungi; Ascomycota; Eurotiomycetes; Eurotiales; Aspergillaceae. The transcript is spliced from 3 exons.